Carassius carassius (crucian carp) is the source of this 2296-nucleotide messenger RNA. RefSeq names its product P2R1A-PPP2R2A-interacting phosphatase regulator 1-like. The coding region runs from base 820 to 1650 and encodes 276 amino acids. NCBI's taxonomy places the organism in Eukaryota, Metazoa, Chordata, Actinopteri, Cypriniformes, Cyprinidae. Gene Ontology annotation, molecular function: protein serine/threonine phosphatase inhibitor activity. The record is from RefSeq and is a predicted model, not a curated record. The transcript has 10 exons.
UUGGUUCACAAUGCUGUCAGUCAUUACGGAAGGCACAGAAGGGGCGGGACUCGUAGAUGAGCUGUGGGUACGCUGCGGCGUUCAGAAAAUAGAUAAACAGAAUCUAACCUUUGAUUGACGCAAUUAAGUUACAAACUCAUCCAACUAGAUACUGAUACAUCAAAUUGGCAAACAGACGAUGUCGGAGAGGAGCCGCGCGCUUGUCUUGUGAUUUACAUGCGUUUGCCUAGCAGCCCAUCCUGAACAGCAAGCUAGUUAGCAACAUGAUGAUGGCCAGCUGAACAUUGUUAUGCCUUCAGCUCUUGUUAUUAUUGCGCUCGCGUUUUAACGGUUAAACUUAAAUGCUUUCCUGCUUUGAAUUGUUGCCCGUCAUGCAUCCUUUCCACUUGCACGCCUAGAAUUAUAGUACGUGAUCUGACCGGAGCUGCUCAGUUGUAGGUGCUGUGCGCCAUCAAGCUAAGCUAACAGCAUUGGAAUGGUGUGCAUGGGCCAGACCCCUUUCACAUAUUAGCUCGCAGCUAACCAUUUGCUGGAUCUACACGUUUGGACCAGAACGUGGAGAGCUUUCUAGAAAGAAACGCGGUGCAGGUCAAGCAAGCAGAAUGUUGAUUUGCAGAAAACCACGGAUCACUUCCUCAGGCAUUGAUCGAGACCUGCAUUGACCCUUAACAGCAACGACAGAAGCCCCAACCUAUUUCUAUAUCUGCUGUAAAAUGAGCACAUAGUGAGUUGUGACAUUAAUCUGCUUUGUGCCUUUCAACGAUGUAGCUUUGCAACCUACGUGCUUUUUUUGCGGCAUACGUAACAAGGACAAUAAAGAUGAGCAAUCAAGUAAUCGCGUCACAAGAGAAGAUGGAGCUGGAUCUGGACAUCCCUUCGUCUCUCGAUGGGCUCCUGAGAAGAUCUAACAGCGAGCCCAUGAUAAACGGCCUGAGUGAUGCUUCUCAGGUGUUCCAGAGAGAGGUUCUUCGCAGCAGAAGAAACAGUACUACUGUUGUUCGACCCAAUGUGGUUCCAUCUUCACCAGUACGUGUUCCUAGCACAAGACUGCAGAGGAUCAAACAGGAAGAGGGUGUUGACGUGAUGAACCGUGAAACUGCUCAUGAACGAGAAGUGCAGGCAGCCAUGCAGAUGAGCCAGUCUUGGGAGGAGAGUCUUAGUCUGAGUGAUAAUGAUCUUGAGAAGUCUUCAUUGUCAUCUCCGAAGCGGAUUGAUUUUGUGCCUGUGUCUCCUGCUCCUUCGCCCACCAGAGGGAUCGGAAAGAAGCAGUGUUUCUCCCCAUCUCUUCAAAUCCUGGUGACCAGUAACGGAUUGACGUCCAGCCCUGUUCCCAGCCCGACACGCCGCUUCAGCAGGAGGAGUCAGAGCCCGAUUAACUGCAUCAGGCCUGGUAUUCUGGGCCCUCUCAAACGCAAAAGUGAAAUGGAGACCGAAAGCCAGCCCAAGAGACUCUUUCAGGGAACCACCAACAUGCUGUCCGCAGAGGUCUCCCACUUGCCUGAACUUAACACCUGUCUGUCUCCAGAUCUUCUGGAUGGGAGUCUCAGUAGCGUCGGCUCCUCCUCUGACUCUCCCGCCAAGAUGGAAGGAGUGUCACCCUCAUCCAGUAACUCGCCCCUCACGCCGCUUCAGGACCUAUCCCCUAAGUGAUCCGCUGAGCAUCACAGGAGGACUGGGCCACUUCUCGGGCCCUUUUCCACUCACUUUUGUUCCCAAUGCCUUCCCAAAAUGACUUUCUUUCUUUUCAUGAAUUGUUCUGUUACGUUACAUUUUAAAGCGAGGUCCGAGAGUUUUCCGUGUGGGACAGACCCUAAGGGCAUGGAGAGACUGCGGAUGUUUUUUGCAUCAGCUGCUAUAAAUAGAUGUAAAACAUGGUGUAUAGAUCUGUAUCAAAGCGAAGGACAUCACUGAGGAGGAUCGUGGAUUUUGUUUUGGUUCCCUAAUGGAGCAAUUAUCUCUUUUGAUAACGCUUUUGAAAAGAAAACUGCUGUAAACAGGAGAACAACUACAGGCAUGUUCUUUUCUUUACAUUGUCAGCUUGCCAACCGGUGUUGUGUGUGUGAAUUUAACUUAUUUUUUUUGCUUUCAUUUGUAUGUAAGUAUGUACAUAAGAUUUGUGGCAAAACAUGCAGAAGCAAAGAGCUCGACCGGCAAACUGACAGCCGCUGCUUCUGGAGUUUUAUUAGCGGUGCAACUGCACUUUAAAGGGGCAGAAUUUAAUUUUGGGCUUUGGUCUGAAUCAGCGUUUGUAGUUUUUCAGGAAUGACCUUUUCUUGAAUUUUCAAGUAGGUGGAGG